GCCGAGGGGUAAAGUUUACAGGGGAUUCCAGGUGGGUUUAGCGCCAGUCAUGGAUCACUUACAGCAUGAACCCACUGACGGCAUGUCGCACGGGCUGCUAACUGGAUCCAGUUCAUCCUUUGUCGCAUUUUGACAAUCAUCUCGAUUCUGUGUUCAACAAUUGGAUGGAGAUUCGAGAUGGUUUUUCAUGUCUAUAAUUCCACCAUUAUAGUUAUUACUACCAUCGUAGCCCGUACCUUCCCGGUUCCCGUCCUUUUGCCGGUUCCUGGCCGUACCUUCCUUCCCCUUUCCCACCGGGUACCUACCCCAACUCUCACCGAGUCGUGUGUGUUCUUUCCCUAUCCGGCUCUACCAAAGGGCGGAAAGAGUGUCUCAAACUUUCACAUGACGAAACCUUCUUCUCGGGUUUCCCCUCCCUUUGAAUGAAUCAGCAUCUGACAUUGCGGGGAUCGGAAUGUUUUUCUUGCUGCUUGUUUACCUAAUGGCCUACCUAAUCAUACACUGGCAGGAACUCGGAUCAUUGUUUUACUCACUGAUGUCCGCCUUCCGACACUUUAUACUUGGCAUUCUGCAUGCCCACAGGAAGGGCAUCGCUCAAGUCCAAUGAAAACCUGUUAUGUGAGUAGCCUCGACAGCUGCUCUUGUCACGGGAUGCUUGGCCCCUUUGGCCGACAUAGGCAGUCCGUAUGCUGGAAUCGAGAUGCAUCAAGGGAUCGCGAUGGGUGUGCAACAGAUACGCCACUCGGUGCCUGCGUUGCACGACAGCCAUCCAGACGGGACUGUUCUGGCGGUCAGGACCUAGAUUCAUAUUCUGUGCUUCCCAUCUUGAGGUGAGGACCAAAGGUGAGUUGAUCGAUCCUUCGACAUGCGGGGCACACGUUGGAGGCGAUGGCUGUGAUUUGCUCACCAACCAGCUGUUGUUGGACCAGCCAGUCAAGGCAGGCAUCGCUGACAUUCAACCGUCUGCCUGUCCUCAAACCCACCAAGACAAAACUCAAACAUGCGCAUGAGCCUCAGACAGAGGUCUCGAGUUUGACUCAGCUCAGUUUCGGGACGUCGACUACACCUUCCAAUGAAGGUUUGCAGCCGCGAUGGCUUCCUCGUCAUGGCACGAAGCAUCAUGCAGCAGACCCGAUGUGAGCUUGGCUGAAGGCAUUCCGUUCUGUAUGAGUUGCGGCUCAAUGGGCCCCCUCGACGACCUUGAACCAAGUGAAACACCACCAGCCAUUCCGAUUCUCUCCGGGAAGCGAUCUGGCCUGUCGCUCUCGUGGCCCCAUUCAGUGAAAUAUGUUACGCAACUUACCGACGGCGACGGAAACGAUCUUGGAGAUGUGCUUCAGUCCGUGCUAUUAACCGAGAAACCUGAUGACUUGCAACUGGAUGUCCAACAGGAAAAAAUAGGGUCGGAUCUGGAAUCCAAUUCUUCGUCGUCCACCAUAGCCCAACAGUGUCGCACCUAUCACCAAAGCCUGGUUCCCUCGGACGAAGUGACGGGCAAUGACAGCAUUCGUCUGCUUCGCCUCGGUAAGGGAAAAGGCUCGGAACCUUUGCACGGUACGCUGGAAACCCGAGAGCUCAAAUACUUUCCCGAGUAUGAAGCUCUGUCCUACACAUGGGCCGAUGCCAACGGCCAGGCUAGCCGGACCAAGAAGUUGUAUCUGGGGAGGGAAUGGGUUGUGUUCCCAAUCACCACAAACUGCGACGCUGCUCUUCGUCAUGUCCGCCUUCCCCACACUGAACGCUACAUCUGGGUCGAUACCGUUUGCAUCAACCAGUUUGACAACCUUGAACGCUCGCAUCAAGUUCAACUCAUGCCUAUGAUCUAUGCCACUGCUCAACGUGUGCUUGUUUACCUCGGUGAAGAUAAACCGGAACGAAGCAUGAUCUCGAGACACCUCCCAGUUUUUUCCAAAGUGAUGGACUGGAGCCAAAAGUGGGAUGACCUGGGACCUAUUCUGCAACGUCCCUACUUCUUUCGAAGUUGGAUUAUACAGGAAAUCGCCUCUGCAAAAACAGCCUUGGUGGCCAAUGGCAGAUCAUGGCGGGUAUGGCCCGUCUAUGACGAGAAAAGCGAUGUGAGCCUGUUUCUCCCCUGGAUUAAGGAAUUCGAAACCCGAAAAUACAAGACCUCCAAGCACCUUUUUCAGCUGAUUACCGACUGCUGGACCUCACAGGCCUACGACCCACGGGAUAAGGUGUUUUCUCUUCUUGGGGUUAUCACUGGCGCAGCGGCCGACGGUCUGGUGGCCGAUUAUACGCUCACCGUUGAGCAAGUAUACACAGGCCUCGCUUCGUUUGUACUGAAAAAUCAUAAGCAGGCCGAUCUUCUCAAGUACGCUGCUGGUUAUGCCAAAUGCCCAGGGCUGCCCUCAUGGGUGCCGGACUGGGCUAUCCUCUCCCGAAACUGGGACGUCAUGGCUCAAAUACGCGCCUUUCACUCUUUUGACACUCGAGCCAGUCUGAUGAGCGCCCACAAGAUCUCUUCUUACAGGACCGAGCACAUCCGUGAGCCUUGGUUUAUGGACGACGUCAGCAAAGUCAUGUUUGCUGGCAUCGAUAUCCACGGUCCUACUGGCUCUCUGUUUCUGCCUGGGAUGAAAAUCACAGAUCUCCCCUCUGACCAGUACUCACGCGUUCCGGCUCAUCCUACCCUCCAAGUUUUACCCGAUCAACCAUCAUUGCCACCUCCUCACGGCGGCAUGACUUGCUUCCGCGGACCUCUCUUCGUGAUGGCCAUGAUGGGACCAUCAGAUGACACGUCUUGCUUGUCUGUCUGGUUCCUGCAUGGCAUCAAUGCACCCGUCAUCCUUCGACAGUCACAAUCCGGCAACAGCAGCAUCUUUUCCUUCGUCAGCACCUGUCAUGUCAGAGUGCAGACGGGCGUGUGCAUGUUUCAGGGAACUGCUGAGGAAGAAAUGUACAACCCCGACAGCUACAAGAUCAGUGAGAAGGGCUAUACCAUCGGAUCAAAUGCCAAACGCAAGGACAAACAACGCCAAUUUCCACCACCCAAGUUUGAGCCCUGGAAUAGAUCGGUUUUGACCCAACCACAAUUCUUGGAACAGUUUGGCACGGAUCAAAUGGUGUACAAUCGGUGGGGUGACCUUUACUCGACAGCACUCCAAGAUGCCACAUUGAGAACCUGGCCCGAGUCGCAGAUUGCAAGGUUGCAAGCUCUGGGGGCGCACGCGGAGACGACCUGGACCGAAUUCAUCCAACGCGAAGUGCCGAUCGUCAGCCUGUUGCCAUCGUUGAGGGGGGUUGAUCUGAUGGCACCAGUUGUGUUGUUUUUGGAAGACUUGGCAGAGUCACUCAAGCGGAUGAAAUUAUUCUGGGAAUCGAUCGAGUCCCUUUUGGAAGCAGCCAAGAUGCUGGGGAAUACGGUUGAGGGCGCCAUACGUGAUGAUUACGGGCGGAGGGCAGCAGAGCUGAAAAUAAUGAGGGUCAAGAUGUUUGAAAAGGAGAAAGGUCGAAAAGCAUACGUUGAGGAUGGAGAACCUGGACAAGGUUGGUUGAGCCGGAGUGUCAGACAGCUGUAUACCUGUUCGGCGGAGAAGAAUAUGAAGGAGAUGGUGUUUAGAAUGACGGCAAACUUGGAUGAGCGCGGGGGUUUUGCCGUUGACGGUGAUGGUGGGAGGGAGCAGGAGCAGUCUGAAUGGGCAAAGGAUGGGAUACCGUGUCCGGUGUGGUAUAUGACCAGGCUAGGGCACCGCAGUUGGUGGCUGAAUAUGAGAAAAUACCAGCUGGAGCGUGGUAGGGGCUUUUUGAACGAUUUGAUAAAUGGGCGCGGGGAUUGGAAGAUGACGGACCUGAUGAUGAUGUUGGCUGAGGGGGAGGAGGUGCCUGCUAAGACGCCGAGGGAGCCUGGGGAUGAGGAAGGGAUGAGUGUGAAUGAGGCUAAUCUUGCGGAGACGAGGGCGAUGAGGGAUAUGUUUGGGGAGGCGGAGAUGGAGGUGAAGUUGACGAUUAUGGCGAUGAAGAUUUUGAUGGAGAAGAGGAAGGAGUAUGCGAGGUUGAUGAAGGGGGAGUGGAAGAAGAUUGUGAUUGUUUAAGCUAUGGAAUAGCUAAGGCAAAAGGCUCACCGGCCAACCCUCUCGUUUCUUAUGUUGGGGAGGGGUGACUCGGUUACAAAAACCUUGACGUGCAAGAUCUUACUCCGGAUAUGGAUCGAAUCGAGAAGGCUGUUGGCCCAAUCCUUCAGUUGGGAGCAGCUCAAAUACUCGUCCCACUGAGGACCGGAGGGCCAAUAUGGCGAGAGUGAGUAUUCGGAGCUGUUAAAAGGUGGGUGCGGAAGGUGAUGUAUAUACUGUAGUUGCUCCCCCUUUCUCUGACGAAACAUCGGUUUCUGGGCAUGAUGCCUGACUGGUAAUAGAUACGAUAACUAACUAUCAUCAAGUCGCAAAUUUGAGCAGUCACCCUCCAUCAGGUGUGUAUUCAAAGAUGAACACAGUUCUGGGACCCCCCUUUUCGAUGUUGACACAGCCCUGACCCUCACCACUUUCUACCCGUCUACAUUCCCUUCUGCUCUCCCCCAGCAAGCCUCCCCAACCUCUUCUCCCUCCACCACCACGCAUCCAGCAUCGCAACUCCCGGGCCCCCCAUCACACCAGCCAAAGCAACAACCACCAAACCUCCAAUCAACUCCCCCAACCCAACCGCCCCCGCAGCCCACACAUCAACCAUCAACCCCAAACUCCAAACCAACAAGCCCCCAAACGAACAGAGCAAAUCAUACUGCAAAAGCCCCCUCAUGCUUAUCACAAACUCCCUCUUCGCCAUGGUCACCGGCACAAAAACCUCCCAGAGGGAGAAUCCGCUGUGGAGUAUCACGUACCACCAAACCACCAUGCUGAUCCCCGCAACAACCAAACUCAACGCCCCCUUCCCAACCAACUUACUCCCUUUUGCCCAUCCUGUUGGGAUGGUUUUGGCAAGAAUGGUAUUUGCGAGACCGAUCCAAAGAGGGGCGGGCUGCCAUAGCCAGGUGUAGUAGUGUCUUUGGUCGAGAUUGUGGGGGAAGAACAUGUGGUAUACCCAGGCGUAAUGCAGCGCCACCAGAAGGGGUAGCAGAAAGGGGAUGUAUUCCUCUUUUAGGAGCCUUUUUCGGGGGUCGAGGGCGAGGAUGCUGGUGCUGGGGGAGAAUGUGAAGUGUAGCCAGCAGUACAGCGGGGCAAGGACACCGAGGCCGAGGAUCUGGGCGGCGAAGUUCCAUGCUGUGGCUAGGUAGGCUGCUGUGUAGGCGUUGCCGUCGCGGAACGACUCUAGCAGUAAAACGAGGUAAACUGGUCCCAGGUCGACGAGGAAGAAGAGCAUUUGGUGCCAGGCUAGGGGGUCUAUGGAUAGGGUGCUGGGCGCGAAGAUUACGCUUAUGGGGCGGAAGAGGUCGUUGGCGGGUUUCCAGGGGAAGAUACCCUCCAGAACUGGGACUGGGCCGGAGGGGUGGGGGAUGAACCCCUUUUCCAAAAUGGGCGGCACGAGCUCGACGAGGGUGUCGCGGUCGAAUCUCUUGUUGCAAAAGUAGGAUAGGUAGAGGAGGGGCAGGGCGAGGACGCCGCGGCCUAGGUGGGAGGAGAGGAGGAGGGUGAGGGUGCCCAUUCUGAAUAUU
This is a messenger RNA of Podospora bellae-mahoneyi, 5605 nucleotides long. RefSeq lists its product as uncharacterized. The transcript is spliced from 2 exons. The record is from RefSeq and is a predicted model, not a curated record. Bases 1092 to 4052 code for a protein of 986 amino acids. Lineage: Eukaryota; Fungi; Ascomycota; Sordariomycetes; Sordariales; Podosporaceae.